Messenger RNA from Papilio machaon (common yellow swallowtail), 894 nucleotides. RefSeq lists its product as uncharacterized. The transcript is spliced from 5 exons. The record is from RefSeq and is a predicted model, not a curated record. NCBI's taxonomy places the organism in Eukaryota, Metazoa, Arthropoda, Insecta, Lepidoptera, Papilionidae. Bases 89 to 805 code for a protein of 238 amino acids.
GCACCCCACUGUUAGGAGUCAGAGAAACGACCAUACCGACAUUGGCCGUCACACCCGAAGGACUUGCGUACUUUCUUCCGAAUACAAAAUGAAGCAAUGGUUGUUGUGCGUGUUUGCGCUGACGGUGGUGGUGUCAUGCUCCUCACAGCAGCAGUACGUCAACCGGUACGACAACUUUAACGCGGACUCCAUUAUACAGAAUGAGAGGAUACUACUUGCAUACUACAAGUGCGUCAUGGAAAAAGGACCUUGCACUAAGGACGGCAAAAACUUUAAACGUGUGCUGCCAGAAACCAUCUCAACGGCUUGCGGUCGUUGCUCCCCGAAGCAAAAAGUUGUCGUACGCAAGCUACUGUUAGGAAUCAGGGCGAAGAGCGAGCCACGAUUUUUCGAGCUUCUUGACAAAUACGAUCCUAGUCAUAGAACUAAUCGAAGUUGCAAGAUGAAGUUGAUUGUAGUAGUUCUGUGUGUGGCGGCUUUGGCUUUCGCUGAAGAUAAAUAUGAAGAAAUAGAGGAUAAUUUCAACUUGCAAGAGUUGUUGGAAAACGAUCGUCUGUUGACUGGAUACAUUAAAUGUCUGUUGAACAAAGGUCCUUGUACUCCAGAGGUUAAGAAAAUUAAGGACAAACUUCCUGAGGCACUCGAGACAAACUGCGCCAAAUGUAGUGACAAGCAGAAACAGAUGGGCAAAGUACUCGUGAAACAGGUCAAGAAGGCGCAUCCCGAACUGUGGGAUGAAUUGAAGAAUCUCUACGACCCACAAGGCAAAUACCAAAAAGCAUUUCAACAGUUUCUCAGUGAUUAGAUCUUGUUAAACCGAUAAUUGGCAGCAAUGAAAAUUGAUGGAUUAUUGCAAUAAAAAAAGAGAUCUUUUUGUAUGUCUAUUUUAUUAUA